Molecule: messenger RNA, 1705 nt
Organism: Anarrhichthys ocellatus (wolf-eel)
Lineage: Eukaryota; Metazoa; Chordata; Actinopteri; Perciformes; Anarhichadidae
Product: kinesin-like protein KIF20B
Exons: 13
Biological process (GO): mitotic spindle assembly; microtubule-based movement; spindle elongation
Cellular component (GO): mitotic spindle; spindle microtubule; nucleus
Molecular function (GO): ATP binding; microtubule binding; plus-end-directed microtubule motor activity
Source: RefSeq, a predicted model, not a curated record
GUCUUUGAUCCGGAUGCCAGCCAGAAGAAGGUCUUUGAGGGUUCAGUUCGUGGUUUGGUCCGUGACGUUCUCACUGGAGGAAACUGUCUGGUGUUCACGUACGGAGUCACCAACGCUGGAAAAACCUUCACAUUCCUGGGUCCGGACCAUGACUCCGGUCUGUUGCCCAGGUCUCUGUCUGUGAUCUUUAACAGCAUCGACGGUCGUCUGUACGGUCGGUCCGACCUGAAGCCACAGCGCUGCAGAGACUUCAGCAGACUGACUCCAGACCAGCAGGCAGCAGAGUCCAGCAGCAAGAGGAACCUGCUGAGGCUCUUUAAAGAGAGCGACAAAAGUCAGACGUCUGGCAGAUCAACUUUUCUUGACGGCUCGUCUGACAGCACAGGGACUGGCGUCUCUGAGGAGGACAGUUUUUGUCUUGAUGUCGACUCAAACGUCCGUUUCUCUGUUUGGGUUUCAUUCUGUGAGAUUUACAACGACAACAUCCACGACCUGCUGGAGCAGGUUCCCAGUGGACACCACAAGAGGACGGUUCUGCGUCUGUCUCAGGACGUCAAAGGAAAAUCGUUCAUCAAAGACCUGAGGUGGGUCCAGGUGAACGGGUCUGAAGAGGCCUACAGAGUGCUGAAGAUUGGGAAGAAGAACCAGAGCUUCUCCUCCACCAGACUGAACCAUCUGUCCAGCAGGAGCCACAGCAUCUUCUCCAUCAGGAUCCUCCGAGUGGACGACGUCGGCGUUCCCAGAGUCCUCGGCAUCAGCGAGUUGUCUCUGUGUGACCUGGCCGGAUCCGAGCGCUGCUCUCGGACUCACAACACCGGGGAGCGACUGAAGGAGGCGGGAAACAUCAACAGCUCUCUGCUGACGCUCGGGAAGUGCAUCAACUCCAUGAAGCUGAACCAGCACACCAAGGUCCCGCACCACGUCCCCUUCAGGGAGUCCAAGCUCACCCACUUCCUGCAGUUCUUCUUCUGUGGUGGCGGCCGCGUCUCCAUGGUGGUCAACAUCAACAGGAACUCGUCCUGCUUCGACGAGACUCUCAACGUCCUCAAGUUCUCCGCCCUCGCCCAGAAGGUGGUGGUCUUGAACUCGAGGCCGAUGGUCCCAGACGACGUCCCCCACAAUUCGGCCAUGGAGCUGUCGCUAAUCAUCGAGGACGCCGACCGCCGCAGAAACGUGUCGGGGCGGGGCAGGAAGAGCUCGCUGGUCGCCUGGGAGAAGACUCUGGAGGAUGUGCUGGAGGAUGAGGACGAUGAAGAGUGGGGGGGGGAGGAGGAGGAGGAGAGUGCGAUAGAAGGAACAGUGCUGGAGGCAGGCGGUGAGGAAGACGAGGAGGAGGAAGGUGACAGGACCAUGGAGGGAGAAGAGAAGACGUCAGACAGAGAGGCUGCGCUGCGUUUGGUGCUGGAGGCUCAGAUCAGAGAGGAAGUCUGCGCUGAGUUCAUGGAGCUCUACAACAAGAUGGAGAAAGACUACAGUGAGCGUCUGGAGAAGGAGAAGGAGAUCCUCGAGGAGCGAGCUGAUAAAAGAAUGGAGAUCCUAAAGAACCUCGUCAGUAAGACGGUCGACCUGUCAACUGUCAGCACCAACCACAAGGAGGAGGCCGAUCUGUUGGAGAUCUUCAGUUCAGUGACUGAAGAUCUGGAGAAGAUCAGAGAGGACGCUCAGAGUGUUCACCGCUGUCUGACUGAGAGCACACACACUGCAG